This is a messenger RNA of Colletotrichum destructivum, 1768 nucleotides long. RefSeq lists its product as uncharacterized. Bases 284 to 1498 code for a protein of 404 amino acids. NCBI's taxonomy places the organism in Eukaryota, Fungi, Ascomycota, Sordariomycetes, Glomerellales, Glomerellaceae. The transcript has 2 exons. The record is from RefSeq and is a predicted model, not a curated record.
CACCCGAGCUUUGCGACAAGUGGGUGAUCUCCAGCCUGUGCAUUUCUAUUUUUUGACAAUUCCCCCAUCACGGAAACCAAGUCGAGACCACAGGAUUCUCUUGCGACUAUCGUCUUAGUCUUCACACCGGAAAUAUCUCUACUUGCGCAACAUUCCGAAUCUUGACGGACUUUUGUCGGAAAGCUCCCCGGGAAGCUCGAAGCCGCUGUUUACCCUCCUCCCAAGCCGAUACAUCUACUACACCUGGGCCACCGCCCCAAGUGCAAUGACCACGUGCAAUUAAAUGUCGUGGCCCAAUGAUCAAAACUCUCGGAGGCGCGGGGUAUGGAGCCAUUGGGUGCCGCUUGCGGUCACAGUGACUGUUGCGACGGUCGGUUUGGCCGCUUGGGUCUGGAGCCAACGCAAGGACGAAGACGAGACGCCCGAGAGCGAGCAGUACCCCGACCUCGACUAUGACAAUGCCGACUACGGCGACAAUCCCGCAUACGGCACUGCUAAAGGGCCGAAGCCUCCCCCGAGCAACGUGGGGACCGAAACAUACGGCACCACCGACGCAUCCCGAGACCCGACGGCCGAUGGAUGGGGUGCUCGCAUGUCGGGCGCAUUGAGGCGCACACCCAGCCCGCAGCAGUUCUUUGAGUCGGCUGGAAAGACCGUCACCGCAGGCGUCGCCGCCGCGGGUGCUGUUGCCGGCCGGGCUCUGGCGGCCAUCCGCGAGGAGGACAAGAACGCGUACGCUGACCACGAGACUUGGUCCGAGGAGGCAGACGCCAGAAAGGACCGCGCACCGGGGCCAAGAGACCCGAGCAAACGAAGGAGGACAGUUGCUGUGGUUGUUUCGGCCGAUGGCCAUGCAGACGAUUUUGAUGAUGAUGGCUUCCAUGAACACGCUUCCAUCUUGUCGCACAUCCCGCGCUACAAUGACUUCAACAACAUCAAGCUCUUCGUGUUGAUCUAUGCGCCUGGUCUUAAGGAGACUGCUGGCGAAUCUACGAGUAACCUUCCGCCACCUUCGCUGAGCUCGUCCUUCUCUAACAUUGAGCACCACCAAGCCCAAACUCCUGGCGAAGAGUCUUCCAAGAGCCCCACGGUGCAGGCCUCAUCCGGCAACCCCGCCUUCAAUGCCGUCUACUCCCAGGCGUUGGCUUUGGUCGAGAAGGAGACUAUGGUCAUGCCUUUCACGACGCCCAACGGCCACAACCACAUCCUUCGCCAUCUGCAGCCCGAGAUCAUCUAUCUGCAGGAGAGCCUGGCGGGCGAGAACGGCGGCGUCGUCUCCAACCUGCAAACGUGGCUGCGUCACGACAUCAUCCUGGUCGUCGGUGCCGAGAGCGGCCACGGCGGCCUCGCCGAUAGCGAGUCGGAGGCUGAGAGACCUGAUAAGGAAGAGAAGUGGUGGCAGCGAACUGACCGUGUCGGACGGGGCCGGGGCGUUGUUGUGGUUGACGGCAUGCGGGUCCACGAUGACUGGGCCCGGCGUGUCCAGGGCAAGGAGUAAAUACCACCUCUGCUGUACAAAGGAUGGAUGGCCCUGAGGGCCCGAACACUUUCAUGUGUGGAUUCCUAUGUCUACUCGGAGGUCCUGGUCGAUGCGGUAUCGUGUGUUUUUUGUUUGGGACUGUAUGUAGAUACCACGAGAUAUCAUGUGACGUUUUCAUGAGGAAGGUAAUUGCCAUUGCGGAGCUUGCGAAGCAAGAAAUGUCCGGGUAGCGAGGGAGCCCCUGGGCUCAAUGAUCAUUAGUUUUCUUCCUGUUUUUAAAUUCUGUAC